UUUUAGAGCUGCAAAGAUGAAUCUGUUGGCUUUUGCUCAGCUGUCUUUACUAUUUAGUUGGACUUAUGUUCAUUCAAUGAAGAUCCGCCUCAUGACUGGGGCAAAAGAAACCUUCCCCUUAGACAUGGCUGAUGAUUCUGUGGAUGACAUGUACUUUGGCUGCAGCAAAAUGAUGGAAACAAAGAUCAACAACGAAUUCUUUAAGAAAGAACUCAAAACAAAUUUCUCUGAUAUUUGGAGAAAAGCACAAACUUGUGCAGAUAGACCCACAAACAACAAGUUGUUGACUAGGAAUCACAGACAGGCAAUUUGUGUUUACACGUCCAGCCACAACAACUUUUACCAAACCUUUAAUUCAGCUGUCAGGACCCAGAGAAAUGCCUAUGGCACCUCUUUCCCCUAUCAUUCCUUACUUUUCUGGCUCACAGAUGCCGUUCAAAUCCUCAACAAAGAAAAGGAGUGUUUGACAACUUACCGAAGAACCGAUCUAGCAUUUACUGGCAAUGUUGGUCAACUGAUUCGUUUCGGCAAUUUUGCAUCUACCUCUAAACUAACCAACCUGACCGACUUUGGUACUAAGACUUGCUUUGAAAUUAGGACAUGUCUGGCUGCGUAUUUCGGAGAACUCUCAGAAUUUAAUGAUGAACAAGAGGUGCUCGUACCUCCAUAUGAGUUGUUUAAUAUAACUGAAAAAGACACCACUAGAAAAAAAAUCCCUCAUUGUGAAACUGUUUAUAAUUUGCAGUAUGCAGGAGUCCACAGCAAUCUGAACUGCUACACUGCCAAGAGCAACAUCCUUGAUAAAUGAUACAUGACACAUGACCAGAAUUUCCUUCUAACAUUGAAAUGCAGCAGUUGCUUGAACCCAAAGCACCAGAUAUGUGACUUCCUAAAGAGCAGGAGAGCACAUGGUGGAGGAUGAGAGCAGAAAAACACUUUGUCCUUGCUGGCUUUAUCUUUCAUCCAUCAGAUUGGUGUGUUUCUUUUGUUGCUUUUGAACAAAUAUAGAAAUUCCCAUUUUCAGAAGGGUCAUUAAUAUCAUUAUAAAGCUUUUAUUUUGAUUUGUAGUGUGGAAGACUAUUUUUAAUGAUCAUUUCAAUGCAUUCUG
This is a messenger RNA of Oryzias latipes (Japanese medaka), 1108 nucleotides long. Lineage: Eukaryota; Metazoa; Chordata; Actinopteri; Beloniformes; Adrianichthyidae. The record is from RefSeq and is a predicted model, not a curated record.